CAGUUUAAAAGCGGUUUUCUCUCUCUGGUUGCAUCACUAGGUACAAGAAAGAACCUUGUUCAAACUUACAUACAGUACACUACUGUCCCUCCCUACUAGCUGAACACCCCCCACAUUACUACCUGCUGUAAACAUUGCGACACGCUACGCCAUCAGUUCUCGACUUUGGAAUCAUUACUCCUCAACAUUAUACCUUACCUCACCCUUGCGAAAUAACACUUACUUCCAGGAAUUGUGCGCCUUGAUGGAUGGUAUACAGACGUCCUAAAACACCGUGUACUCACUCAGCGACCGAAAGCCCAUUCUGUACACGAUGGCGCAACACGCCUGGCUAGAUUCCUUGUCCGAGGAUUGGGUCUCCCAGCCAAGCUCCGACACAUCUCAAGCGCAACUCCCAUCACCCUCGAGUCCUCCUGUCUCCUCCAUGCCCGAGAAUUCCCGGGAUCGUGCUAGUCGCAUCCCGCGAUUUAAUGGUGCGAACCCCCCCGGCAUCAAGCGACAACAGCAUCAUCCCCUUCCCAGCAGUCCCAGUGUCCUUAGCGAGCGAAAUCCAAACGAUAUCAACAUUAGGGCUGCACAACUGAAGCCCUCGAGGCUGUCACAAGAAAACAAGGCCUCCUACCGUGGACGACACUUCAGUCGAUCCUCCUCAGCUUCCACUGCCGGCUCUGUCAUACACAACUCCGUCUUACAAACCAAGUCGCAUAGCGCAUCGCCAUCCAAGGACCGCGAAAACGAGCCAGAGUGGAAAAAGAGGUUGAUAUAUGGAGAGUUGGAUUAUGGCGAAUCUAAGGAUCUCUUUAGCUCAGCCGCCACUGGGCUGGAGAACAUUUUCCGACCACCACAACCAUCAGGUGCCCACAAUACUGCCCCGGGCGAGACCGAGGGCCAUACCAUAAACGAAACUACCUUACCAUCGAGCCCGCCGCCAUACUUGGGUAAUCAAAACCUUAUCGAUGAAAACGAUGAAAUUUUCGAACAGGAUAGCUAUGAGACCUCUAUUCAACACAAUAUGAGCCUCCCCAAGCCAGUUUUCUUUCGAUCGACGGCCGACGACGAUGCCGGUAUCUCUAGUGGCGAUACGGCACCGAUAGAAGGAGAGGAUCUCGACGAAUUAGAAACGAAACUCGAUGGUGAACCUGAAAGUUCCGCAAUAUCCUUCAGAAGAAGGCAAUUACUAGACGAAUCACGGAAGAUUAGUGGCCAGAGUGAUACCAGAAAUGAGGACUUUAGCCCUAUACUUAUUGCCCGCCAUAGUUCGGAGGGAGGCAGAGUAUCUUUCUCGCCCAUGGAACUUCCAGCGCAGCAACUACGAAAGAAGCUUGAAAAUUUAAGGAGGAAUCAAAUGAUAUUAGACCCCGAACCCGAUAUGGAUUCGGGUCAGGUGGCCGAUGUCAGCAGUGGAGCUGGAAUUAUUGAAAACACGGAAGACUUUGCCAGGAAUGGUGGUUUUCUAAAUCUCCAAAGAGGAGAACGCUCUAUUGACGGCUCGUUCCGUCGGCGUCCGCUCAGCCCUCCCAUCAAUAUGGACACUUCAGAUAUGCUUCCAGAGUCUUCACUUCAAGCUAGCACCCCCAAGCAAUUCCCUACCGUUAGGACCGAGAGAUUUGCAUCCGCAGGUUAUAACCAAAACCUGGCAUCACCACCCAGCCCAUCGUUGCCCCGUGCUCCUCAUCCAAGUCCAGAGAAACGGCCACAGCCCACCUCGGUCAAGACUUCAAGCCCGUUAAAAUUAUUCGGCCCCUACGACACAUUCACCAAUCAGACUCUCCUACGGCGGAUUAGUCAAUUUGAGGAUCAGCAAAGCAAUCAUAAUAGCAUGUCAUAUGCCGCGGAUGAGACCACUGGAUCACUACCACCGCUGGACACUGAGUCCAAACCACAAAAUAAGGUCUCCAGUUCCUCCAACCCGGCACAGAAGAAUGCGACUCGCGUUGCCUCUAAUCAUCAGGAUGUCUUCGAUACAGUUAAUAGAUUUGGGGCUGGCGAACUCGAUCAGUAUGAGUUCGAAGGAGACAUCUCUCUAGCCUCUAGUAUGCAUUCUCAUUCGGAAGAGAAGGAGAAUGUGGCACCACCGCGCAGCCGAGUAGCUUCAGACUACACUUUCAAGUUUGAUAUACAUGAGGAUAUGCCAUCAGAACAGGAGUCUCUAUUUAUUGGGCGAACCCGAGGCAAAGUGACUCGCUCCUGGUCUUCUGCUCGCCACAUUCGCGUUUCUAAGUCAUGGGAUGGGUUACGCUCAAGAAUGUCGACAGGACCGGGUGGACUGGGCUCUCUGCAUCUACCGAUUACUCAGCGCGAUGGUUCAGAAGGGAAACGACCACGAACAUCGCCUUCAAAGGACCCAACACCGAAAAGACGGAGGACAUUACACCGAUCAGAUAUCGCAUACGGCAUUGAGAAUUGGCGUGCAGCUAUAGAAACAGUAAAAUCAUCGCAUUACACUAUGCAGUCGGUGAUCACGGAAGAUCGCAAGCAAAUACACCAGGCUGAAAUACCAGAACUCGUUGAUCCAAACGUUCAAAGCGCACAUAUUCUACGGCCUAGAUCCCCAACCCCGAACCAGAGAGCCUCAGAGGCCCGUGACAGACAACCACUAGCUGAGCUUAACUUCAAUCCAGUUCAUGGAUCAGCUAAAGAUCUCAUGUCUGAACACCACGCAGAAGACACUGGUAUCAAUGCUUCUCGUAAAACAUCGAUGAAAACCCAAGAUUUUUACGAUGCAGCCGAGGAAGUGAUGGCGAUGAUAAGAAAUAAAGCACGACCUGCAACUGGGUUAGCGAGUGUUGAGGAAUCAGAGGCUGAGAGUUCGCAUCGACCUGCUCUUAAUGAUUCGGUUAUGAGCGAAGCUUCUUUUGAAGAGUCGACACGAGAGCCUUUUUCGCGGCCGCCUAGCAGGGAUGGGCGGCCUAUCGCGAGGUUACCAGUGCGACAAGAAGACCCAGAACUUGUGAACCGGCUUAAAAAGUACGAAGAGCAAGGCGAUCUCGAUGAUAUCCUUAGCCAAUCACUGCGGUCCAUGAAAAACUUGCAGAUCAAUGAUCAGUCGAUUCAGUCAGACCAAGUUUACGAUGAAGAUGGCGUUAUCAGCGAUAUUCCGAAUGUUAGAAUCUCUCGUAACCCAGAUCAGCCAGAAGCAAGCAGGAACCCUACAGAAUUCCCUUCUCAUAAGAGCCAAUCUUCGAAUGCCUCAACGCGACGGUCUGCCCCUACUAGCUCCUCUCGAGGAUCAGACUCGAGGCGUCUUAUCGCGCCAGAUGUGGUUGCCCAGCUCAUUGGCAACCAGGUAGGCAACAUGGUAUUUGACGAUAAGAAUAAGAUGUGGCAGAAGGUGAAGGCACCGAGGCCAACUUUGAACAUACUUCCUUCUGAAGACAGUGAAGAUGAUCCAUUUGCUAGCAUUCCCGAUUUGACGGUGGAUACAGUGAAAGAAAGGAAGCAUCUUGAUUUGACUGCCGGGAAAACUCAGGCAAAUCCCGGUGAAGAGCCAGAAUGCGAUAACUCGCUAAGCUGGACUUCAUCCAGACCCAGCAAUACGGCAAACGAAUCCCUCAAUUCAAAACAUUCGGCCAAACAAGAUGGUGGAGCCAACGCAGAGGUCGCUGUCGAAGACGAUGAGGAAAUUGAGCACGAAAUCUCACUGCACGAAGACCGAAUACAGAAAGCCAGCCCGUCCCGCCCCAAGAAUCUCACAAUCACUUUUUCGUCCCCGAUUGCUUCCAUAAUUCAGGAUCUUCCACAAAGAGAUUUUGAUGACGACAGUUACUCGGAAGAAUCUAAUCUGGGUCAUUCAAUUGGCAGCAUUGCAGCUGAUUCAAUUAAGGGAAAUAGACACGUAAGGGUGGGAAGAUCUGUCAGUGCCAUGGCUACCAGGGCAUCCUCUCGAAGUCGAUCGCGGGGUGUCCAAAAGAGUGUUUCUGUUGAAGGGCAUACUUUUGUUCCAAGACCUGUUUCACGCAUAGAUGAGCGAGAUGAAGAUGCGCCUCCUGAGGGGCAUACCGAAGAGGUCAACCAAAAGCAGAUUAGCAUUCACGAUGAGUCCGCUGUCAUUGCAUCAGAACAGGAAGAUAUGGGAAACCCCGAAUUGAGCGUUGUAAUGGCGACACCGAAUCCUGCCAGAGCCACAGCCAUGCUUGGAACUCCAAUCAUUGGACAGUACGUCGGCACAUUCUCUUUAAGUCCUAUGUCCGAGUUCACAGUUCAUCAAAUGGACACUUCAUGCGCUUUGGAGGUAAGCUACGUCAUGGGUGACCAGUACCUCAUGACGGGCGAUGGCUCUAAAAAGUCCAUGUCUAAGGCUGUGCGGACGCUCGUUGAGAAAAUAACAGAAGUCGAGCCUUUCGAACCUGAUUGGGAGACGGUGCCUGAGCUUGACCUUAGCAACAAACAGCUGGACACCCUUCACAUGCUUGAUGAGUUCUGCACAACGUUGGUCACAUUGGAUGUCUCAAAUAAUAAGGUCCCUCACCUAGAUGGUGUGCCGCAGAGCGUGCGCAACUUACGUAUAACGCACAACGCGCUCUCCGAGUUGACAGCCUGGAGACAGCUCAUGAACCUUCAAUACGUCGAUGUAUCCAACAACCAGAUUAAAAGCCUGUCAGCAUUCAAGGACCUUGUUCAUCUACGAACCCUUCGCGCCGACAACAAUCAGAUCACUAGCUUGGACGGCAUCAAAUUCCAUGACAGUUUGCAAGUGUUGCGCGCUAGAGGAAACUUGAUAACACAUGUCGAUUUCGAUGGCACGAAGAUGCAGCGCUUGACAGAAUUGGACCUGGAGAACAACCAGAUCGUCGCGUUCGAGAACGGCGAACAACUCGCAAGUCUCAAUACGCUGAACCUUCAGCACAACCGUUUAACAUCCUUUGCUCCUUCUGAAGGCCAGUACUCGCUGUCUCUUAGUAUCCUAAAGCUUUCAAACAAUGAAUUGGAAACACUUGAUCUUUCUGCCCUCCCUUCUCUUCGCGUCUUACAUGUCGACCGCAACAAUAUCACGGUAAUUACCGGUCUUUCGCACUGUCGCCGGCUAGAUAGCCUAUCUCUUCGAGAACAGAAAGGCAACCAAGCCCUCAACACUUCGUUCCUAGACUCGGCAUACGAGGUCCGAAAGCUAUUCCUAUCCGGCAACCGACUCUCCGGUUUCAACCCUCAGGUAGACUUUCUCAACCUGCAAUAUCUUGAACUUGCAAACUGCGGCCUUCAAUCGCUGUCGCCAAAUCUAGGGCAAUUAAUGCCGAACUUACGCAUGCUUAACAUCAACUUCAACGCGAUUGACGAUCUUUGGCCUUUGCGCUAUAUCCCGCGCCUGAAGAAGCUCCUCGCAGCAGAGAAUCGGUUGUCCGAUGCUCAGAAAAUAUCCAGCGCGCUAGCUGAGUUUCCGCACUUAUCUCGUCUCGACCUCAGGAAUAACGGUGCAACGCUUGGCUUCUACGCCCCUGUGCACGCGCUUGUGUCCGCUGAAAAUGACGGCAAGGAAGGAGACUUCGACCCCUUCACAUUACCGGACGUGGACGUGGAGCGGCAGGACAAAUUCGCGAGUCGUCUUGACAUGGACACGAGAAUGCGCAAACGAGUGUACGAUUUGGUUGUGCUGAAAGAUUGUCGACAGCUUAAGAUGCUGGAUGGUCUGCUUUAAUGAGGAACGAUGAUGUCCGAUGUCGAAGUUUUGGACAUUGAAGAAGGAUAUAUAUUCAUGGUUUCAGUGGGAUUGAGGUUAGUGAAUGACUGGUAUCAAUGUGUGAUGUAACAGUUUCCCGCGAGAUGUGUUGGUGACCGUCGGUUCCCUUGAAAAAGGAUAGGGUGUAAGUUGAGAGAGUCUAUUUGUGUGUAAUGUGAUAUACUUUGAGACCCAAUAAUGUCCUUGCUUACGCAACCUCUUCUCACUCAACCGCAGACGAGGUGAGCGAGGUGUGUGUGAUAAGGACUAUAAAUCUUAUUUGAUUCUCAGAUAUUACAAGUUAUGAUAGAGAACUACUUUUCUACCAGCUAGGCUAGGAGACUGACUUGUUAAGUUUACUGCCAUUUUGGAGCCGGUGUAAUAGUAUUCCUGAAAUGUAAAUUGAAUUCUAGAUUGCACACCAGAUGCC
Xylaria bambusicola is the source of this 6083-nucleotide messenger RNA. RefSeq lists its product as uncharacterized. Bases 314 to 5632 code for a protein of 1772 amino acids. NCBI's taxonomy places the organism in Eukaryota, Fungi, Ascomycota, Sordariomycetes, Xylariales, Xylariaceae. The transcript is spliced from 2 exons. The record is from RefSeq and is a predicted model, not a curated record. Gene Ontology annotation, molecular function: protein binding.